AUGAAGCCGCUGUUUGCCCUCCUCAUUUCCAUCGCCUGGACUUUCACUGGGGCUCAGCAUUACUACCAGGGGCUGAUGGAUUAUCUGGAGAACAGAUUGUUGGCUAUUGAGGACCGCAUGCAGUUGUGGCACGACCUGUCCCACCGGUACCACACAGAGAUGAAAGAUUUCAAGAAACUUACGGCUGAGACCAUGGAUGGGUUGAAGAAUGAUCACAGCAUGAUGUUCAAAGACCUGGAAGGAGCUGGCGUCCGAGUGGACAGAGUGGAGCGAGAGAUGGACUAUGUCGAGACCCGGACCUCCCCUCGGGCCUGUACAAACAGAGCCGAUAAGGUGGUGGAGCAGGAGGCCUGGGGGCUGCAGGAGAGCAGGGUAGAGGAGGAGGAGGAGGAGGACGAGUGGGAGGAGCUGCACUCCAGAGUCUCUGACUGUGUGGAAAUCAUCUCUGGCAUCAGAUCAGUGAAGAUCCUGAAAAGAGUGGGCAGUCCUAAGGGUAUGUGGACCAGAGACCCCAGGUCGUCCAAAGUUUACGUCUUUAACGGGACAUCCGGAGACACUAUCUACCAGUUCGACUCUGUGCGGGAUUUUUCUCGCUCCUUGGGGGUCACCGGCAGCAGAAACAUCAGGCUUCCCUCAGACUGGAGCGGUCCAGGCAGUGCUGUUUAUAACGGCUAUUUGUACUACAUAAAGCAGGACUCUGAUAUGGACGUUCAGGUGGUCAGAUAUGACCUGCUGACCGGCUUGGUAACGGACACUGCCAUGUUCCCUGUGGAGAGCCACGCUACAGUUUACAACCUCAACCCAGAGACCGUUGCAGACCUCGCAGCAGAUGAUGAGGGUCUCUGGCUCCUGUACGCCCCCAGUGACAGUGAACCAAACAUCAGCCUCGCAAAGAUGGACGCUGCCACGCUCGAUAUAGAGCAAAUCUGGGACACCAGGUGCCCACGGGAGAAUGCGGAGGCGGCUUUUGUAGUGUGCGGGACCGUAUAUGUGGUUUAUAACACCCGUCUGGCCAGUCGCUCCCGGGUUCAGUGUGUGUUUGACGUCAACGACAUGGUGAUCAGCGAGGAGGCUCCACUGCUCUACUUCCCCAGGAGGUACGGAGCCCACACCAGCCUGAAAUACAACCCCGAGGAAAAGCAGCUUUAUGGCUGGGAUGAUGGCUACCAAAUCAUUUACAGACUGACCAUGAAGAGGAAACUCCUGGCUUGACAGCUAAGAAGUGUUUUGAAAGGCAUGGAUUUAAAAAAAAAAAGAAAGAAGAAAAAACAGUGAAUCUGUACGUGUUGUCCACCUUUAACUUGGUCUCAUGAUACCCGGCCUGACUUUGAGCUAUUUGUUUCACUGAACAGAAGUGUGCAAUGGUUACCAAUAUAACAUACCUUUCUUUAGACGUUCAUUGUGAACAAACUACACUGCAAAAAAAGUUUCAAAUAAGUUUUUAACAGUAACUUUUUUGAAAAUUUUCCGGUGUUUUACAAAUUUUCCCUGUCUUGUUCAGUUACAGAAAAUAACUAGUAAAACCACAAACAAAAGUAUUCAAUUACAUGUUAACAAUAUCAAAAAGGUCGAAACUGUAAAUAAAGAAAACUUUAUAAAUCUGUA
Stegastes partitus (bicolor damselfish) is the source of this 1605-nucleotide messenger RNA. It is a transcript of the gene olfml3a, whose product is annotated as olfactomedin-like 3a. The transcript has 3 exons. The coding region runs from base 1 to 1212 and encodes 403 amino acids. Gene Ontology annotation, biological process: signal transduction. The record is from RefSeq and is a predicted model, not a curated record. NCBI's taxonomy places the organism in Eukaryota, Metazoa, Chordata, Actinopteri, Pomacentridae.